This is a messenger RNA of Sphenostylis stenocarpa, 1416 nucleotides long. The record is from the annotation of a GenBank genome assembly. NCBI's taxonomy places the organism in Eukaryota, Viridiplantae, Streptophyta, Magnoliopsida, Fabales, Fabaceae.
AUGUCACCCUCAAUCUCCGACGGGCAAAGCGAAAUGCCAACCACCACCGCCACCCCUUUCCUCCACCACAACCGGUGGCUCCCCUCCUCCAUCAGACUGAAAACAACCCUUUUCUCAGAGCUCUCCGGCGCAGUUGGUGACCUAGGGACGUACAUACCCAUCGUGCUGGCUCUAUCUCUGGUCAACAACUUGGACCUCACCACCACACUGGUCUUCACUGCGCUCUACAACAUCGCCACCGGCUUGCUCUUCGGCCUCCCCAUGCCGGUCCAGCCAAUGAAGUCCAUCGCCGCCGUUGCCAUUUCCGCCGCGCCCCCGCUCACCAUCGCCCAGAUAGCCGCUGCUGGGCUCUCCGUCGCCGCCGUCCUUCUCAUCCUCGGAGCCACUGGCCUCAUGUCCGUCCUCUACCGCUACCUCCCCCUCCCCGUCGUCCGCGGCGUUCAACUCUCCCAAGGCCUCAACUUCGCCUUCUCCGCCGUCAAAUACAUUCGCUACGACCAAGAUCUCGCCAAAUCAAAAUCCGGCCCACCGCGCCCCUGGUUCGCCCUCGACGGCAUCGCCCUCGCCCUCGCCGCCGUCCUCUUCCUCGUCCUUACCACCGGCGCCGGCGACGGACCCCCGCCACCACCACCACAAGAAGAAAAUGAAAACAGAGUCAGGGUUACCCGGAGGUUGAGGGUUUUGUCAACUGUUCCCGCGGCGUUGAUAGUGUUUUUGUUUGGUUUAGUGCUGUGUUUUAUUCGUGACCCUUCGAUUUUCGGAAAUCUUAGGUUCGGGCCUUCGAGAAUUUCGGUGGUUAAGAUUACCUGGGACGAUUUCAAAGUUGGAUUCGUUAGCGCCGCAAUUCCUCAAAUUCCGUUAUCCGUUUUGAAUUCAGUUAUUGCGGUUUGUAAGCUGUCCGGGGAUUUGUUCCCCGAACGUGAAGCUUCGGCGAUGCAUGUUUCAGUGAGUGUGGGGCUUAUGAAUUUCGUGGGGUGUUGGUUCGGAGCCAUGCCUUGUUGCCACGGAGCUGGAGGUUUGGCGGGACAAUACAGGUUCGGGGGUAGGAGUGGUGCCUCGGUGGUGUUCCUUGGGAUUGCAAAGCUGGUGCUUGCUUUGGUGUUUGGAAACUCUCUUGGCAGAAUCUUGGGUGAGUUUCCGAUUGGGAUUCUUGGGGUGCUUUUGUUGUUUGCAGGGAUUGAAUUAGCUAUGGCUGCUCGAGACAUGAACACCAAACAAGAGUCCUUUGUCAUGCUUGUUUGUGCUUCUGUUUCACUCACCGGUUCCAGUGCUGCUUUGGGUUUCUUUGUGGGCAUUUUUCUCUUCUUGUUCCUCAAAUUGAGGGAGGUUGAAUGUGCAGGUUUUGGGUUUGGUUUUUGCUCAUCCAACAAGAUCAAGUCUUCUCUGGAGGAUGAGCAAGCUACCUUAAUUGCCUAG